This is a messenger RNA of Triticum turgidum subsp. durum (durum wheat), 1482 nucleotides long. NCBI's taxonomy places the organism in Eukaryota, Viridiplantae, Streptophyta, Magnoliopsida, Poales, Poaceae. The record is from the annotation of a GenBank genome assembly.
AUGAAGGAGAUGAUGGUGGGGUCGGUGGCGCCGGUCGGCCCGGUCGGGAGGUGGGGGGCGGCGCCGCCGCAGGAGCUGCUGGAGCGGAUGAAGGACUACGGCCAGGAGGGCGCCUUCGCGCUCUGGGACGAGCUCUCGCCCGAGGACCGCGACCUCCUCGUCCGGGACAUCGAGAGUCUAGAUCUUUCGAGGAUUGACCGGAUCAUUCGACGCUCUAUGGGAUCACAAGGAGGCUAUCUGGCGCCCGCCGAGCCCGUGCCGGAAUCCAGCGUGUCGAGGGUGGAGGAGAGGUCUCCAGAGGACAAAGAACGGUGGUGGAAGAAGGGGCUGAGAGCCAUCUCCGAGGGGAAGCUGGCCGUUGUCCUUUUAGCUGGUGGCCAGGGGACUCGGCUUGGAAGCUCAGAUCCUAAGGGGUGUUUCAGUAUUGGACUUCCAUCUGGAAAAUCACUUUUCCAACUCCAAGCGGAACGCAUUUUGUGUAUUCAAAAGUUGGCUGCUCAGUCCAGUGAUAGUCCAAGAAAUACUUUACCAAUCCACUGGUACAUAAUGACCAGCCCCUUCAACGAUGAUGUCACACGCAAAUUCUUUGAAAGCCGUAAAUAUUUUGGCUUAGAGGCUGACCAGGUGACCUUUUUCCAACAAGGCACCCUUCCAUGUGUUUCUGACGAUGGCAGAUUUAUUAUGGAGACUCCAUACAAGGUAGCCAAGGCACCUGAUGGAAAUGGAGGAGUUUAUGCCGCUCUGAAGUCUAAGAAGUUGCUUGACGACAUGUCUUCACGGGGUGUAAAGUAUGUAGAUUGCUACGGAGUUGAUAACGUAUUGGUUCGUGUUGCAGAUCCAACGUUCCUAGGGUACUUUAUAGAAAAGGGUGUAUCUUCUGCUGCGAAGGUUGUUAGGAAGGCUUAUCCACAAGAGAAUGUUGGAGUAUUUGUUCAAAGAGGUUGUGGUGGACCUCUUUCCGUGGUCGAGUAUAGUGAAAUGGAUGCGGCUAUGACUACUGAAAUUAAUCAAUCAACAGGGCGCCUUCGUUAUUGUUGGAGCAAUGUAUGCUUGCAUAUGUUCAGUUUGGAAUUUCUGAAUCAAGUGGCAAACAGCCUUGAAAAGGACAGCGUGUAUCAUCUUGCACAGAAGAAGAUACCUUCGAUUCAUGGGUAUACAAUGGGCCUGAAGCUUGAGCAGUUCAUAUUCGAUGCAUUCAAUUACUCCCCGUCCAUGACACUUUUUGAGGUGCUACGCGAAGAGGAAUUUGCUCCAGUGAAGAAUGCGAAUGGCUCAGCCUACGACACCCCCGAUAGCGCCAAACUGAUGCUGCUCCGACUCCACAGCAGAUGGGUAGUCGCUGCUGGCGGCUUCCUGACCCAUUCUGUGCCCUUGUACAUGACAGGCGUCGAGGUUUCUCCGCUCAGCUCCUACGCCGGAGAAAACCUGGAGGCGAUCUGCCGCGGACGGACAUUCCACGCGCCCAGUGAGAUCUCGUUCUAG